AUGAGUAAUCCCACACAAAUCUUUGGAGAGGACGUUACGGAGGAGAGGGGAGAAAAUGCCAGAUUGUCCGCUUUUGUUGGUGCGAUAGCUGUAGGGGAUUUGGUUAAGACGACUUUAGGUCCGAAGGGGAUGGACAAGAUAUUACAGUCAGCCUCGACAGGACAGAUAAUGGUGACUAACGACGGUGCCACCAUCCUGAAGUCGAUAGCGCUCGACAAUGCUGCUGCUAAGGUUCUUGUCAACAUCUCAAAGGUCCAAGACGACGAAGUUGGUGAUGGUACCACAUCUGUAACUGUCCUUGCUGCAGAGCUCCUUCGCGAAGCAGAGAAACUUGUCGAUCAAAAGAUUCACCCUCAGACCAUCAUUGACGGAUACAGGGUCGCAUCUGCAGCUGCUCUUGAGGCAUUAAGGAACAGUGCAGUUGAUCACAGGGAGGAUGCGGAGAAAUUCAAGCAAGAUCUUCUGAGUAUCUCUAGGACAACGCUGAGCUCCAAGGUCCUGUCCCAGGACAAGGAGCACUUUUCUAAGCUUGCAGUGGACGCGGUUCUUAGGUUGAAGGGAAGUACCAAUUUGAACAACAUUCAGAUCAUCAAGAAAGCAGGAGGAAAGCUUAGUGAUUCGUAUUUGGAUGAGGGUUUUAUUUUGGAUAAAAGAAUUGGUGUCAACCAGCCAAAGAGACUUGAGAAAGCCAAGAUCCUUGUGGCCAAUACCGCUAUGGAUACCGAUAAAAUCAAGAUAUUUGGCGCUCGUGUCAAAGUUGAUUCUACCGGCAAACUCGCCGAGCUUGAAAAGGCUGAACGUGAAAAGAUGCGUGCCAAGGUUGAGAAGAUCAAGGCUCAUGGUAUCAACUGUUUUGUCAACCGUCAGCUGAUCUAUAACUGGCCUGAACAAUUGUUUGCGGAUGCUGGAAUCAUAUCUAUUGAGCAUGCUGACUUUGACGGCAUUGAGCGCCUUGCUCUUGUUACCGGGGGUGAAAUUACCUCUACUUUCGAUCAUCCUGAGUCUGUCAAGCUAGGCCAAUGUGAUCUUAUCGAAGAGGUCAUCAUCGGAGAAGAUACUUUGAUCAAGUUCUCUGGUGUCGCAGCUGGCGAGGCAUGCACAAUAGUUCUUAGGGGAGCUACCGAGCAGCUGUUAGACGAGGCUGAGAGGUCUCUCCAUGAUGCUCUUUCCGUUCUCUCUCAGACUGUUGUGGAGACCAGAACUGUUCUCGGCGGAGGUUGCUCGGAGAUGAUCAUGAGUAAAGCGGUUGAGCAGGCUGCACAGAAUACCCCAGGAAAAAAGGCCCUUGCCAUCGAAGCAUUUGGCAGGGCACUGAGGCAACUCCCAACAAUUUUGGCCGACAACGCGGGUUUUGACAGCAGUGAAUUGGUUGCGAAGUUGCGUGCCGCUAUCAACAACGGAAUGUCCAGCUCUGGACUAGAUCUGUACUACCCAGGUGGAAGAAUCGGAGAUAUGAGAGAACUUGGCGUGAUUGAAAGUUACAAACUUAAACGUGCUGUUGUCUCAUCUGCAUCAGAGGCUACAGAGAUGUUGCUUAGAGUCGAUAGUAUUGUCAGAUCAAAGCCAAGAAUGCGUGAGCGCCAUUAG
Morchella importuna is the source of this 1587-nucleotide messenger RNA. RefSeq lists its product as uncharacterized. Bases 1 to 1587 code for a protein of 528 amino acids. Gene Ontology annotation, cellular component: cytosol; chaperonin-containing T-complex. Gene Ontology annotation, molecular function: ATP-dependent protein folding chaperone; ATP hydrolysis activity; ATP binding. The transcript has 7 exons. Gene Ontology annotation, biological process: protein folding. Lineage: Eukaryota; Fungi; Ascomycota; Pezizomycetes; Pezizales; Morchellaceae. The record is from RefSeq and is a predicted model, not a curated record.